UUCAGAUUAUUAUUACCUUGAUUUAUUGCGAUUCGACGUCUGCAUCGUAUGUUCUCCUUUUGAAGGGACUAAAUUUUCCACCAAAUUUAAGUUUAAAAUUCAAAAAUGUAUUCACUCACUCUACUUUCACGUGCAUACGCACAGCACACACACACACACACUGUAAAAUGAUUCACAACAGGGACUGUAAUAUGAAGUUUCUUUAACCAAAUACGAAUAUGCCAUGUUUGACCUUUUGCUACUUGCUAUUGUAUCACUGCGACAUCGCAAGUAAACUUCCGAUAACGGGAGACUUGAUACAAGCGUACUCAUAACUCGAAAUCUAAUCUCCUUUCUGUGUAUGAUUUUUGCGCAGCAAGGUGACAGCUGCCUAAUACAAAAAAAAAAAAAAAAAAUUAAAAACGUUGAUUCAUUUACACGCACAAUAAGGCGAUGCAGUACAUAUAGUUUAACUCCUUUCUUUAAGUUUUAUCGAGUUGAAGUAGUAUUUGGUUCAACAGAAUGACAGGGAAAAGUUGAAUUUGGGGGCAUUAGACAACUGCAGUGUUCUACACAAAAUUCCCGAGCGUAGCUAGAGGCAAUAACUCGCACAGUUUGAAUGCGAGCAGUCCAAACCUCUGUCGAGGGGCAUUUACCAGGCAGCUGUCAAACACGUUUUAGGAAGGACAAACUAAUGUCACCUUGUUUCAGGACCAUGAACAGGGCAACACCCGGUGUGUGGAUUACUUUCAUCAGUAUUUGAAGCAGGCUAGGUUUGCCCUCGGUGGGACAGUCUGGAUUUCUCGGCGUUAGCGAGCAGGACAAAAACACGGCUGGUUCGUCGAAAACACUCAUGAAGGGUCCUGUGCGUCAGCCAUCGCCGAGGCACUUGCCCAAACCCACCCAGUCAAAUGAAGGGCAGGUGAAGGUGAAGCGCAAAUGCGGGCGUCCGCGAAACCCCAUUCCUCGCCACAAGCGCGUGUCUCAUAUCAACGCAGAACACAGGCGGCGCGGUAAAAUACAAAAUGGAUUCCAGACUUUAAAAAAUUUGGUACCAAAAUUUGAAACAUCGGGACGAGAGAGUAAAGCUGACAUUCUCUUUAAAGCAGUGGAAUAUAGUCGCAAGUUACAGCGGGAAUGCACUGAACAGGGAAGACAGUUGGAAGAACUACGCGCAGAACGGGAGACGCUGAAUGAUGAAAUCGAGCACCACCAAACAAGUUUACCCGAAGGACAGCUAUUUGAAGAUCAACCACUGACUGCAGAUCAGCGGCUGGAUCACUUUAUUCACUCUAGGUGUAUUGAAACAUGGCAUUUUUGGAUCUUCGGAUUUUUUAUGCGGCCUCUGCAUAGCUCUUAUAAGAAUGUCGACUGCGCAACAGCGGAUGCUUUCGUGAACAGUGUAGUAAACUGGGCAAAGCAAAAUCUUUCUUCGGCAAACCUUAGAUCAGUGGCUUUGGAGUCUCUUCGUAAUAUAAGCAUCCAGACUUCUAUAAUGACAAGUCCUGAAACUUUAUCAAAGGAAGCACGUGAGCACUGUCGCAGAACCGUUGCACGAGAACAUGUUCCUACAAGUACGGAGACUUGUCGCCAGCAAGUACGAAGACACGACGAUCUCAUGAUAUCCUCAUCUUCUCAUUCACGACGAGGUUGUUUCUGUCUCCAUUCCGCCGUCACAGAAUUUGAUAAAGCAGGCACAUUAUGUAACGAACACUCAUGCUCUGAACCCACUGAAAUGCUCCAGAACUUUGAUGACAUAACCAGCUAUGAUUCCAGCACGUCGAUGGAUACAACAAGCAGCGACAUUGAGUCAGCCUUUCAACUUGUUGAUAAGCAUAGCCUUGAAUCAUCAACACUCAGCCUGUGUUUAAAAACUUCACCCCUGCAUAUGAAAAUACCAAAAGCAAUCAAACAGGAUGAUGCUCAGCAAGGUGUAGACCAAGAUACAGUCAUUUUUGACAACUAUGAGUCAUCGGCAACAGAGGAGGAAAUCAAAACAUCACUUGAGGUAUCCCCUCUUAAUGCAGCAAGCAGUUCCUAUCACUGUCCGAAUCCCCUUCUUGAAGCUGUUGGAGAUUCACGUGUUAACGAACCUGCUUUAUUUGAAAGUUUUGAUACGCAGUAUCUUCUGGAGUCAGCUGGCUGUCAAUUACAGUCAAAAAUUACUGAAAAUCAUUGCCUUCUAGAACAUUCUGAUCAUCAGUUACUUGACACUGCUGUAGAUUCUGAUCAUCCUUUUGAUCUUUCUAUGUUGGAUUAUGAUGUGGUGGGGGAUUUACCUUUAUCGUGCUAUAUGAUGCUUUGAGAAUUCUUCUUCUCUUGCACCUGUAUCAGUAACUUUUUCCUCUACUUUACGCAUUCCAACCCUAUGCACUCAUACACAUAUCCUUUUCCUUUCUUUCUCUCUCACUUCUCAUUCUUCAACAGAGAGACUUGAGCUCUUCUGGUGACAGAAAAGGGUAAUAAUUUUUGUAGGUGGUGCUUUCAUAAGAGGCUAUUUCUGUCAAGCUGUUUGCCUCUUUUGCUGUUCUGUUGUGUUUAGCGACAUUUGCAAUGCGUUUUUCUCUUAACAUGAUGUUAUCAAAUUACUUAGGCUAAUUGUUUGAACAACUAAAAAAAAAUAAACAAAAUAUAUAAUGAAUAUUAUAAGGAAUAAAAAUGCUAGGGCACCAUCUACUAUAAUCUUUCCUCUUUACGCAUUUUACAGUAGACUUUCAGUCUAACUGGUACCCAUGGGGAUUGGUAGAUGCUGGGUAAAUGCAGCUUCAAUGCUUGACAGUUACUAUUAAAUAUAGGCCUAAAUAAUACUACACCCCCCUACUAUAUCAUACCAUACUAUAAACUCUGUAUUGGCUUGAAAUCAAAAUUGAAAUACAGUGAUUAUAAGCAAAUGAAGACACAUAAAGACAAACUUAAUGUAGUGCUUAUUGAUUAUAUAAACUGCUUUGUGAAUGCAGGUGUGCAAUGAAAGUUAAAUGGCAGUAAAUAAACUUUUCAACUUAAUGAACUUUACUAAUACGUUUUUAACGCUCGAGUAACUUACUUCUAACACCCUUUCGCACAAUGCUAGUGCUUUUUCACACCCUUUCCUUUUGCUAUAUUAUAAUAAGUUCUUGUCCUUGUUAUUUGGUUCUUCUUUGCAUUUUCUGUAUUUGAUUUUAUUCUUCAUUAGUACUGUUGUUUAUUCUUUUAUAGUUUAUAUACUGUUUAUUUGUUUUCCUGUCCCUUGGUGCUGUCCAUGUUUUGUUCUUAUUCUUAGGCGCUAAGAGUAUGCUCCUUAGGAGUGUGAGUAUGGGCUUUAUAAAUUUUGCAUUUAUUAUUAUUAUAACUAAGAGAAAAAAAACACACACUUAAAACUUUACAAUAAGGGUUUACUGAGUAGACAUUGCAUCAGGAUCCUUGAUUUUGAACUUACAUUUCCACUAGAAAUUGAUUUUCACAAUAUUUUAAAGUAUUACUUCUGUAAUUUUUUUUCCGCGGGGUGGGGUAGGUGGGGGGGGGGGCUGGUUGCUUGAGUUCCAGGUAACCAUCUAUUUUAAUAUGGUUCAAAUUAGCACUCUUCAAAACCCUUUCCCAGCAGUUUAAAAUUUUUAAAUUUUCCUAAUGAGACUGAACAAUUUUAUCAAAAACAAGCUAAGGAGAAAAGCGUUUUCCGUCUAUUGAUGGUUAAAAGGAAAUGUGAAGUUUCUCAAAAUUUGCUCAUUAUUUACACUGACAAUGACAUAAUGCUGAGCGAAACUAAGAAACUGUUAAUGAAAUCUCAAAUGCUAUGUAAGAAAUUUUUUGCUAAUAGUCAUGAAAAACCUUUGAGGUUUUCACAAAUAUUUGGAAUUUGCUUUUUUAUUGUUGAUAUUUUCUCUUUUUGUGGGAUACAAUAUACAACUGGUGCAUUUUUUCAUAAGUAUUAACCACGCUCUUGCUCCCUCUUUCUUGCACAAAUAUUGUCACACUCUGCUUUAUUUAUAAGAUUUUUCCAAAUGCACCUAUAAACUAAUUGUGCAUGGUAGGAGAAAAAUUAAACCUUAUGAAAAAUUAUAUAUAAGGCCCCACUUUAGCUUUUGACAUAAAUCAUAUACCUUCAUCAGGAGCAAAUGGCUAACUCAGAGGGGCUAAUAAAGCACAACCACUUAUUCCCAUUUGCUGUUACAUAGAGUCAUACCUGGGGUAUAGUGUUAAAUUAUCUUAUACCAGAGCAUAUUUUGACACUGCUUAAUAACUAUGGCUCCAGAGGUGAAAGAACAUACAGUGUCUAGACACUGCCUUCAAACUAAAAAACAAGAUGCUUGCCAUUAUCUUGCUUCUUCACUGCAGCUCCUAGUGGCCUGAGCAGGGGGGAAAAAGUUCUUACUACUUAUUCUCUUUUGACACACACUCACACAGAGUUGAAGCUAGGUGUUGGAAUGUACUUUGUUUCGAUAAUGAAUAUUCCAAAAACGGGAGCCACACUUUUAUUAUUUUCUCUUCCAUUCCUUCUGCAUCCUGGUAUACCUGAGUCCACUUUCCCUAAAUAACAUUUACACAUUUUGUAAUCUCUAUCAUGUAAAUAACAUUUUCACACCUUAUAAUACUUAUGUCUCUAUCAUGUAAACAGCAAUUUAUUUUAGAAUUAUGUACAAUAAAAUAAAAGUGUAAGUUGUGUAGGAAAAUACCUUUGUUUAGUCAAGUGAUGCAGUUUACCAGCACAGAACAUGCUUUUCCAGUGUUUUGAGAUAAGUUCAGGCAUCAUAUUUAUUCAGAAUUCAGGUUUUUUUAAGACACAUUUUCAGACUCUCCUUUACUAUAGCAGGACCUAAUUAAUGUUCCAAGAGCGGAAUCUAUAUACUCGAGCUCCCAAUACUGAAGCUUGAUUGCAUAUAUCAUGAAUGACACCUCCUAGAACAGAAUCAGUGACUUCCCUAUUGUGGUUUUGUGCUUCAAACUAGAUAUCUUACAAAAGAUAAUUAAACAUGUAUCAAUAUCAUAAAUCGUUGAAAAAUCAGCAUAUUGUUCAUUUUCAUUCACAAAACAGUAGAUACUACAGAAGACUCAACUGCAUUAAACAGUAAUGUGAAAAGGCAACAAAUGGUCACAGCACAAAAAGAAAACAGAUUCUUCUGAAGCCCUAUACAAAAUGUGGAUAAAAGAGAAUUUGACGUUUUUUCAAGCAUUGAAGAGAACUCAAGCAUUUAGAGUCUAUGCACAGUGUGAAAACGGCAGGAAUUAAAAUUUUAGUUAAACUUGACCAGAAAGUAAAGUAUAAAGGUAGUAGAAAAUAUGCCUUAUAGAAUCAUUUUGGUAUUUUGACCAUUUUGUUCUUUUCAGAAGUGUGGUUUAUAAUUAUGUUUAGAAAUAUGUAUCUUGCCUAACUGGUCUUAAAUUAAUAUUCAGAAAACCCUUAAGUCAUUCUGUCUGCUGUGCAAAUUUGGGUGAACAACCUGGGGGAGAAGUGUGCGUGUGUGUGAAUGGACAUGCUCACACAGAGUUUGGCUUUUCUGAAAUUUGUCAAAUUCAGCAUACGUACGUUGUGUGUGUGUGUGGGGACGUAUUUGUGGUUAGUGUAUUUAUGACUUGCAUAUUAAAGGAAUCUGAUAUUAUCUUUUUUAAUUUAUGUGCAUGUGUUGAAAAACCAAGCUUUCUUUAAGAUGGACAAAAUCAUGUUUUUUAAUCAUGGAAAUAAAUGAGCUUGAAUGAAACCAUGUUGUUUACACACAUCAUACCUUAAGUGCAAAAUGACAUUUUAAACAGGAAAAAACUAUAAAGCUCAAGAUAUUGAACAUUUGAUAAUAUUUACCACUUUUUCAUGGAAUUCUUAGCUAUUUUUCAUCCAUCCUUAAAAGUUGUUAAAAUCUAGCAAUUACAAGACAUUUAGCUAGUGAUCUCUUGUGCAUGACUAAAAUGUGACUAAAUUUUAAUUUAUUCUCAAUUUAAGACCAGGAACAAGAAAUGUUUAAUGAUAUAUAACAGACUGCAUUGCUGCUUUAAAUGAAUGAAUUUUUCAAGGGUUGUAUUUUGAAGGAGCUGAGGGUUAUUUGCUCAGAUUUGAGAAAUUAGUAAUGUUAUAUAACACAGUCCCACACAUAAUUGCAAAAAUUAAUUCAGGUGAGUUUUCACAAACUUCAAGAUGGUGACAUACAAAGAGAGAGUCAGAAGUGAGGCAGUUCAUCUUCUGUGGAAUAUGUGCUGCACUGGAACGGGGAAAUCCCGUAGCUGUUUUGCCUGCAUAGAUUGAGGCAUUAUAACUCGUAUGCUACCAGAAAAGGUUGGACAAUAGCAGAAUUGCAGUCGUGGAUCAUAGGACUUUUGUUUAAAUAUGACUUUUUUAUUAUUAUUGCUGCCUAUGUCCUAUACAGAACACUUUGGUGCACAUAAGUCCAAAACAUGCUAUUGUGUUUGUACACUUUUUAUUUCUCUAAAUAUGCAUGACUAUUUGGAAAAUAUUUGAAAAGGUAUUUACUAACCAUUUAAGUUUAAAUUCGACAUAUAUUUUCUUGAUUACAACAUAUGAAACAAAAAAAAUUGUAGACACUUGCUCAUUGAAUAAAGAAUUGGAUGUAUCAAAAGA
Molecule: messenger RNA, 6520 nt
Organism: Pomacea canaliculata
Lineage: Eukaryota; Metazoa; Mollusca; Gastropoda; Architaenioglossa; Ampullariidae
Exons: 7
Coding region: 833-2284 (483 amino acids)
Biological process (GO): regulation of transcription by RNA polymerase II
Cellular component (GO): nucleus
Molecular function (GO): DNA-binding transcription factor activity, RNA polymerase II-specific; RNA polymerase II cis-regulatory region sequence-specific DNA binding; protein dimerization activity
Source: RefSeq, a predicted model, not a curated record